AUGGAAGGCAGGGGUCCUAUUGGAGUUGAAGACAAGGAUGCCAUGCAGGAAGUGAUACCAGUGAUGCAAGCCCCAAAGAUGAAGGGCUCCAAGAGGUAUGUCCACAGAGCAGAGCGCAUAAUACUCAAGAAAAAUGCACCAGUGCUGGAUGAAGAUGUCAAGAAUGAGAUAUGGCACUCUAUAAGUCCCCAUCAAGUGCACUCAUCUGUCCCUGAUGAGGAACCAUUGUGGAAGAAGCUGGUGGAAUACCUGGAGACCAUGCAGCAGCAGAAGCCUGCAGAAAAGAACCCACCUGCUGCUGCUGCUGCCACCAUCACAGCAGAUGACCCAGAGCAAGAACUCUGGCAACACAUAGAAAAGUACAUCAGGUACUUGCACAAGAAAAUCAGGAAACAGCGCUUGGCUCUCAAAAAACUUGCCAAGUACAAAGCCUUCCACAAAAAGUACUCCCCACUAAUCCAGACCAAUAAGAGGCACACUAAAAGGGACAAAGGCAGCACUUUCAACUCUACAACCACCAGCAGUGCUGCCAUCUUGCCAACUCCUCCUCAACCUCAGGCCUGCUUGAUUCAAUUCUUCACUCCUUGCAGCAAAGUGAAGAGCAGCAAUGACACAGACCCUCCUGCUGGCAACAAUAAUAAUGCCAUGAUGACACCAUCUCCAAAUGAAAAGUAUUCAGACUCUGGUCCUCUUUUGAACUUGGCAUAUUCUGAGGAACAGCUGGAUCCCUUAUUGUCUGAGGAAGAUUAUGAUCCUUUUUGGAUGGGAAAGUGUCAUUACCAGCAGUCUUUAUGGCUCUGUGUUGUGUUGUACAUGAUGAACUUGAAAAUGCAUGCAGACCCACAGUUCCUCAGGGCAUGGAGACAGCCCAACAGGAAUAAGAGAGGCAGAGUGCGCAGGGACAGUGACCAAAGUCCACAGUCUCCAUCAGCAGCAGGUGCACCUGUGCCCAGCAUAGUGAGAGUCAUUGGUUGGAGAGAGCCAUCAGUGACCAGUGCUGCCACCUAUAGCAAUACUUUCCUGAGGAAAAGGAAAGCUAGGGAGAUUUCAGAAAGGCCAGACUUGAUGUUGUCCCCCAGGGAAGAAAGGAGUGAAGGCUGGGGGGAAAUGCUUGGGCUGCUUGGGGAUAGCCCAGAAAGACCCCUUAUGGAUGACCCUCCUGCAGACUAUUAUGAGGACAAUCCCUUUGUGCAGAAAGGCAGGGACCUACCUUACACUAGGAUGAACCUGAAUGUACUUGCAAAUCACAAGAAAGUCUUCAGAGUUGACCAUGACCUCUAUGACCCUCAAACAUUACCCAAGGAAGUCUUGUAUGAGUCAUUCUACACCAACCCACAUGAGUACAGGACUUCCACAGCUUAUGCAGUGACAGAGCCAGAAGAGCCCAGCAGAGAAUUGCCAAAUAAUAAGAAGCCAGCUAUGAAGUACCCCUCUGUUGUGGUUAACUUACCAUCAGACAUGUUGACCACUGAACCACCCACAAGGCCACCUAGGAUGACCACAACUGCAAGGGAAGCACUCAGGAUAACUGCCAAACUGGUUUUCAAGAUCAAGGAACCUAUUCCAGAAGUGCAGACAGAGAAAGAACCACCCAAUGAGAUCACAAGCACCACCUCUACAACCCCCACAACCACUACUAGUACUAGUAGUACUACUACUCCUACUACUACCACUACCACCACCACCACCACCACCACUGCAAGUACACCCACCUCUUCUUCAACAAAGCAAACCAGUCUGGCAAAAAAUACUUUCCCUUUCAACAAUAAGGUACCCACUAAUACAAUGAAACCCAAGACAGAUGGUCUGACAGUGGAUGACAUAAUCAGAAAGUACCUGCAAUCAAAUAGCAUUGCUGUGGAUCUCCCUGAAGUGGAGAGUAAGAAUGAUCUGUAUGCAAAACUGGUGUCCAUACCUCCAAAAAUUGACCUGUUGACAACAAGAAGUGUUGUAAAAGGUACCACAGCUGCAAUUCUUUCUGAUGGUACCAUCACUGGUGUCCCCAAGCAGCCCCUGUGGAAGCAGCUGGCAGAUUACUUUGAAAAUAUUGGAGAAAGAGCUUUUCUUCAUUUGAAGAAUUCUUCAAAAUUUGACAAGGAUAAUGUUCAUGAUGGAGGUGCAAAAAGAAAUGGUGCCAGAGCAGCAAUUUCUGACACAUGGAGCCUGGGUGACAAGGUUGACUACCUGCUUGAGUCAAGUGUGACCAGUGAGGCACCAAAUGUUGAUGUUUCCAGAGAUGUGAGGUGCAACAGAGUGUCAAUCAUAAGCAGGCCCAAGUACACAGUGUUGCCAUCAACACAGAUGAGACUGAUCCACAAGCCUGUGGAUGACAGCAGGAACCAUGGAUGGUUGAAGCACAUUGAGACCAUGGACAACCAGGACCAUCCAUCAGAGCAAAGGUCUCCAGGAGCUGGACAACAGAAUCAUUGGCCAAAUGUGCUGGAGGACUUUCCAUCAAUGGUGAAUCAGACUGAGACUAUAACUGAUGGUGCUGCACCUCAGGAUGGCACAAAGGCACCAGCUUACUUCUUGGAAGACAUCCCAACUACUGCAUCCUCAUCUUCCAGUACAUCAACCAUCCCUAGAAGCACUACCAGCAGUUCCAGCACUGCCACCACCACCACUACCACCAGCACCAGCACCAGCACCACUACCACCAGAACCACCACCACCAGGGCCUCAUCAACAUCUACAAUCAAAACCACUCCCCCAUCAGAGAAACUUAUUUCUGAGGAUGAAACCACCACAGAAGAAGACAGGGCUCAGACAACUGAAUCCACAGAGGGGGAAAAUGGCAGCUACUUGCCCACAACUGAACCAGUGACCAAGAAGAGGAAGAAGAAGAAGCCCAAAUGGCCUUCAAAACACAAGCCACGUCAAAGGGGAAGAAGGAAACACAAACAUUUGCCUGUGAGCAGCACAGAGGAAUUGGUGACCACAGAAAGUGCCACUUUUGCCCCUGCACCCCCACCACCAAGGUAUCCUGUCCAAGUGCCCUACAUGUACCCAGCACCAGUGUUCCAAGCACCACCAGUGUACCAUCAGCACCCACCAAAACCAUCAGCCAAGAUGCCCAAGGUGUGCUACCCUGUUCCCAGGGGGGCCAUUUAUGACCAUGCAGGCACUGUGGUGAAUGUCCCAGCAGUCCAAGACAAGAUCACUUUCAAGCGCAGUCCACUGAAGUAUUUCACAGACAAUUGCUGCAAUCAAAAUGGCCACAUGGAAAACAUCAUAGUGUGUUAUGACCAGAAGCAGCAAGUGAGGCCCUGCAGGGAAACCUCCAAUAAUAAGAGGAACUUCUUGAGGAGUGCCAAUAAUAAGGGCAAUAAAGAGUACUGGUCCCUGUACAAGUUCAGGGAGAAGCAGAACCUGCCACAUAUUGGAGGACAAGUCAUGAAGGCCAAGUCUCAGUCUGCUGCUGAUCCUGUGCCAUGGUGCAACAAUUAUAGAUGGCUAUUUGAGAUUGAGAAAGACAGUCUGUCUGAGCAGCUCAAGAUUGGGGUACCUGACAAGCACAGAGUUAUCAAAAAGGUGGGGAAACUCCUGGAAUGUCUGUUGCCAGAGGCCAUGGAAUUACCAGCAGAUCUGCCUUGCUGUUUUGAUUCUGGACAAAUGCUGACUUCUGCUGAGACACCAUCACCAGAAACCCCAGUCCCAGACUGGAGCAUUGACCAGCAUGGGUCUUUAAACUUGGUGGACAACUCUUACCACACUGAGAGAGACACAGUGACCAUGGUUGAACAAGAUCCAUCCCCAGCAGCAGCAGCAGAUGACCAGCAGGCCAAGAAGGAGCCACCCAUCAUCAAUAACAGUCAAUUGGUCCAACACCCUCAAUUUGGAGUGCAUGAUCACCAUCAGGGGUCACACAUGUAUGCUGACUUUCUUGAGAAUGAUUGGCAACAAAACCUGCACCAGCAAGAACCCAUCCAAGUUGACCUCACAGCACAACCAAUCACCAUCAGCAGCAGCAGCACCACCACACAUUUGCCUCCAAUCCCCCAUGUCCAGCACAUGGACCAAAUCAUGGACAGAGGACUGUAUCAUUUUGCCAACAAGGGCCAGGUGAACCAUCACAUGAAGGAGAAGCUCAAAUUUGACAACCUGGAGGCUCACUUGCAUGUCAAGUUGGACAUUCAGCCCAAAAAAGCACAAGAGUCUCAGAUAGUGUGA
Molecule: messenger RNA, 4170 nt
Organism: Notodromas monacha
Lineage: Eukaryota; Metazoa; Arthropoda; Ostracoda; Podocopida; Cyprididae
Source: the annotation of a GenBank genome assembly